AUGUUGACAAAGCACUAUUCGGUCAUGGCCGCCAUGGCCCAACUCCUCGCCGUUUCUAGCGGCCACAUGAUCAUGCAGACCCCGAAGCCGUUCGGAGGCCCUGACCUUGACAACUCUCCUCUGACUUCAGGUAACUUUCCCUGCAAGUUGAAGGGCGAUCCGGCUACCUUCUACUCGACGUCUGGCCUCGACAAUACGAUGGCGGUUGGGGAGACCCAAUCCCUAUCGUUCAAGGGUUCAGCAGUCCACGGAGGUGGAAGUUGUCAGUUGGCAAUCACCAAAGACCCUCAACCCAGCGCGUCGACGUCUUGGCAAGUUAUCCUUUCUAUCGAAGGUGGCUGCCCAAGCAAGUCCGGCCAAGGCCCUGAUACAUAUGACUUCAAGAUCCCGGACGGCGUAGCGCCUGGCAAAUACGUCUUCUCCUGGACCUGGAUCAGCAAGCUCGCGGGCCAGCCCGAGUACUACAUGAACUGCGCGCCCAUCACGGUCACGGGCGGCAAUUCCAAGCGCUCCGAUAACGAGACCAUGGAAAUCCUCCCCCGCGACGGCCAGUUCCCCGAGCUCUUCGUAGGUAACCUCGCCGACAUCAACUCGUGCAAGACGGAGCCCAGCACCGACCCCCAGUACCCCGACCCCGGCCCGAACGUCAUUCGUCCGGGCGCAAACAGCAAGUUCGCCAAGGUCCAGGGCGACAACUGUGUUCCCAAGGGUGCUAAGGCUGGCACGUCAUCCGGCGACAGCGGAGCUCCUGCGGACCCAGGCACCCCUAGCACUGGUGCGGGCGGCGGCAACGGCAACGCUCCCCUAAGCUCUGCCGCCCCACCAAGCAGCGCUUCUCCUGCUCCCAGUGCCCCUCCCGCUUCAAGCGCUUCUUCCGGUAACAAUUUCAUUACUGUUUCCCCUGGAGGCGAUGCUGGCGGUAGUAGCACUGCUGCUCCCUCCCCAACCUCCCCGGUAGUACCCGUAGUCAGUUCCCCCGUCGCUUCCGCAGCUCCUCCCGCGUCUAGCCCCGCAACAAGCGCCGCGGCUAGUUCUGCAGCUGCCAGUCCUACCAGUGCUGUGCCAGUUAGUUCCGCGGCUCCGGCGGGUAGUGCCCCAGCGAGCCCCGGGACGCCUCCUCCCUCCGGAGGUCUCACGGGACCCUGCACUUCCGAAGGGAUGUUCAACUGCAUCGGCGGAACCGUCUUCCAGCAGUGCGCUUCCGGUGCGUGGUCUACGGUCAUGCAGAUGGCGGCUGGGGUCAAGUGUGCUGAAGGGCAGACGAUGACGUUGUGGGGACGGGACAAGACCUCUGGCAGGAUUGUCCGCCGAGUCGAUUGGUAA
This is a messenger RNA of Daldinia caldariorum, 1323 nucleotides long. RefSeq lists its product as uncharacterized. Lineage: Eukaryota; Fungi; Ascomycota; Sordariomycetes; Xylariales; Hypoxylaceae. The transcript has a single exon. The record is from RefSeq and is a predicted model, not a curated record. The coding region runs from base 1 to 1323 and encodes 440 amino acids.